Messenger RNA from Charadrius vociferus (killdeer), 2065 nucleotides. It is a transcript of the gene FAM114A1, whose product is annotated as family with sequence similarity 114, member A1. The transcript has 13 exons. The coding region runs from base 3 to 1688 and encodes 561 amino acids. The record is from RefSeq and is a predicted model, not a curated record. Lineage: Eukaryota; Metazoa; Chordata; Aves; Charadriiformes; Charadriidae.
AAAUGUCUGAAGAUGUAUGUGAUGGCAUCCCAUCUGAAGAAAAACCUGAAGUAACAGAAACGUUCAGCAAUGAGGUAUCGCCUCAUGAGUCAGUACCACACCCCGUGGAAGCUGAGAUCUUGCAUGAGUCUUCACAAGAUAAACAUGGACAGGCCACUCAGAGUGCCAGGAAUGGAGAGGAAGGAGACAUAUUUAUUAAUGAAAACCCUUUGACUGAAAAAAUAAUUGAAAGUCUGCCUUCCAGUGGAGAGGUGACUGAAGACAUGCCCACUGAGUGCAUUGAGACUGUAAACCUUGAUGCAGAACCUGAAUCUGAAGAAACACUGCAUGAACAAAGCAGUCCAGCCACAGACUCCUCAUCUAAAGCAAGUAGAUGGGGAGCUUGGGGUACCUGGGGAAAGUCUCUCCUGUCAUCAGCUUCGGCCACAGUGGGUCAUGGGAUAACAGCAGUAAAGGAAAAAGCAGGAACUACCCUAGGAAUUCAUAACACAAGUUCAGCAUCUUCAGAAACAACAGACCCUCCUGCAACUGAAACACCAAUUAUACAAGCAGAAGAUUCUCUGGACCAAAGCUCUUCUGAGAACAUUCCUUCUUCUCCUUCGUCUGGAUCUCGUGGCAUGUUGUCAGCUAUCACUAAUGCUGUACAGAACACAGGGAAAAGUGUAUUAUCUGGAGGCUUAGAUGCUUUGGAAUUUAUUGGGAAGACAACCAUGAAUGUCCUUGCAGAAAGUGAUCCUGGAUUUAAGAGAACCAAAACACUGAUGGCAAGAACAGUUUCUCUAUCUCAGCUGUUGCGAGAAGCUAAGGAAAAAGAGAAACAGAGGCGGGCCCAGCAAGUUACAGUUGAGAGAACAGCACAUUAUGGACUACUUUUUGAUGAGUUCCAAGGUUUGUCUCAUCUUGAAGCUCUGGAAAUCCUGUCAAAUGAAAGUGAAGCACAGAUUCAGUCAUAUUUAGCAACACUUGAUGGAAAGCAGUUGGAGAUUGUGAAAAAUGAUUUAAUUGCUAUAAAGGAGAUUUUUGUUCCAAAGGAAUCAGAUGAUGAAGCAGUACAGGCACAGAAAGCAGAUAUGGGAGAAGAGUUUGUCAGCAUGCUUACGGAACUGCUGUUUGAAUUGCACGUUGCUGCUACUCCUGACAAACUUAAUAAGGCUAGGAAAAAAGCUCAUGAAUGGCUUGAAGAAGCCAGUCUUUCCACCCCAGUAGACAUAGAAGAGAAGCUAAAAGAAAAAUCUGAAGAACCUGGUGAAGAAAAGACUGAAAAAGAAGAUAAAACUGACAGUGAUAAAACAGAAGUAAAUAAAAACAAAACUGUGGAGGAAAUCUACAUGCUGUCCAUUGAAAGUCUGGCUGAGGUAACUGCUCGUUGUAUUGAACAGCUUCAUAAAGUAGCAGAAUUAAUUCUACAUGGGCAGGAAGUAGAAAAAACAGCUCAAGAUCAAGCAAAAGUACUGACAAAUUUAACAAGUGCCAUGUGCAAUGAAGUUUCAUGUUUAUCAAAGAAGUUUUCCGAUUCUUUAACGGCGGCUGGGAGCAGUAUGAAGGCAGAAGCUCUUAACCCCAUCAUCAACAGUGUGCUAUUAGAGGGUUGCAACAGUACUACUUAUAUUCAGGAUGCUUUCCAGCUAUUGCUUCCAGUUCUGCAAAUUUCACAUAUCCAGACCAGUUGUUUGAAAGCACAAGAGUGACAGUUUCCCAGCAGUUGUCACCACGGGGCUUAACAGAAACCACAGACCUAAUGUCUUUAAUGUCUGCAGAUGGAAGAGAUGGUAUGAGAGACGUCUGGCCACUUAGAGUCCUCUGAAGACACUAAACGCGGUUUUGCACAUACAAUAUUGAACAACAUUUUGAAACUCUCUCAGACUUUUAGACUUUAGAAGUAGUUAGUAAAGUGAGUAAUAUCUUUUCCAUUAGAGUAUAUGCUUUGCAUUAAUUUAAACUGAAGUUUGUUGAUAUGAGCAUUGACUUAAAUACAGAUUCUAAAUGUUGACCCUUUCAGUUGUAGAUGGCGUAUGAAGCAAAUUAGAAUGUAAAGUUUUUUAAAACAUUUCAGCCCAAAUGAUCA